AUGGCGCCUUCAAAAUCCUCGUUUCUAGACCGGCUAUCGUCGCCUCGUGGCAGCGCACCAUUGUUGCCAUUCCAUGAGAAACGACGUAGAUCUGAUGAUUACGAUCUGGACAACCUAUCGCCAAGACAAGACGACUCGAUACUUUCUGAGGAUCCCUACGCUGCCAAGGGAAGACUGUCCUUGCGGUCACCUUCUCCUGCAGAUCCCGACCCAUGGCAUGAGAGGGCCAGCUCGACCGGCUCAUCUUCCAAGCUCAAGCCCCAUCAUGCUUUCGAUGGGCCACCGCCUCCCAUAGCAGCGUCGAUCGUCAUCCCGCAACGUUUGGCGCCCGCAUCACGCUCACGAGAACGGAGGCCCGGGAAAAGUGCCAUGAAGAGCGCCGGCUCCAGCCGCCUAGGCCUUGGCAGUGUUCUCUUCGAUGCCACGUCUCAAAGGCAGUCGGCCAACCCAGCAGACUCCACGUGGCGCGCCCUGCAGCGACGAGAACAGGCCAUCGGGAAAGAGCUGCAGGACCUCCUCGAUAUGCAAGCCAUGGGUCUCGUGGCUGGGAGCGAGACGGCGACCUCGUCGAACGCCAGCGACGUGGACGCCUUCAGCGACACGGGCAGCAGCACGCCGACUGCAACGUUCUACUCGACCGUCACCUCGAGGUCGCGCAUGACGGCGUCCCUCGACCACCCAACGCGUGCGACGCCGCGAGGGGACGUCAUCCCCAUCCGCCAGCCCAAGGCCUCGAAGCCCCAGGGUCUGCGUGCCGCUCGCAACGGCCUGCGAAGAUCCAUGACGGCACUGGCCAAUCUCAAGGCUGAAGAGGACGCCCAUGUCGAGGCGGCUUUGUCCGAUCGCAAGAAAGCUCUGGUGUAUCUGCAGAGAUUGACGAAGAAGCAAGAGGGCAUCUCGCGGGAGCUGCACUCGCUCGCUGAUGACGGCGAAGAGCCGUUGGCCAAGGAGCUGCGUGACCUAGGCGACCAGCAUCAAGCGCUUGACCAGGAGAUACGCGAAAUGGAAGAGACGUUGGUGGGCAUGCGGAAUCGCCGUCGCUGGCUGGGACGAAAGAUGGAAGACGUCAAGAACAGACGUGAGGCUGGCUUGAGCGGCUACCGAGGCGCGAUGAAAGAGGUAGAGGGCGAAGUUUCUUCAUUGAUGCGCCGCCCCCCUAUCGAACCCCUUGAUCUUGAGGUGCUCAUGACCGACGCGAGCGAGAGAGGCGACGAAGACAUGGCGGGCCUUGCUAGUGGCGAAGAGUUUCUUCAGCUCAUUCCGGAAAGACGCACACCAGCACUAGCCAUGGAGUGGUGGCAGGGGGAGAUUGUCAUGUUGGAGGCCCGCAAGAACCAGAUUGACAAGGACCGCGAGGCCCUCGAAUCUGGGUUGGACUUGUGGAAUGACUGCGCGACCCUUGUUGCCGGCUUUGAGGCGAAGUUACGAAAGCUUCUGAAGGGCGAAGCGACAGGCAAGGGCAAAGAGAAGGCUGCCUCGCCAGAGGAGGCCCUUCGACAACAUGUUGCCGGGAUGGCAGGGGUCAUCGAACAACUCCAGGAGUAUGUGAACAUUGCGGAAACGAACAACUGGAACUUGCUCAUAUGCGCCGUCGGUGCCGAGCUAGAGGCCUUUGAAGAAGCCGAGAGGAUGCUCCGGGAUACUCUCGAGUCAUCAGACGAGCCUACCCCAGCACCGGACAAGUUGCUUGUUGAGGACAACUUAGAAGAGCAAGGACCAGCGCAUGGAGAAGCAGAAGGCAACGGUAGAUCGAAUCACGAGGCCGAUGAGAGUGACAACGAUGUCCCGUUGGACUUGUUGGUCGCGGGACGUGAGGAGCAAGACCAUCAAGAGGGGGAGCGCACGAGCGGAAAGGGUCAUCACCAUGAAGGGGAUGAAAGUGACAGUGGUGUUCCGCCUCCUGAAUUUUUGGCAGAGCACGAUCCUGACGACGGAGAUUUUCAUACUACAAGUCGAUGA
Molecule: messenger RNA, 1959 nt
Organism: Verticillium dahliae VdLs.17
Lineage: Eukaryota; Fungi; Ascomycota; Sordariomycetes; Glomerellales; Plectosphaerellaceae
Exons: 1
Coding region: 1-1959 (652 amino acids)
Source: RefSeq, a predicted model, not a curated record